Messenger RNA from Saccostrea cuccullata (small rock oyster), 936 nucleotides. RefSeq lists its product as uncharacterized. NCBI's taxonomy places the organism in Eukaryota, Metazoa, Mollusca, Bivalvia, Ostreida, Ostreidae. The coding region runs from base 1 to 936 and encodes 311 amino acids. The record is from RefSeq and is a predicted model, not a curated record. The transcript is spliced from 2 exons.
AUGUAUAGAUUCGACUUUCGAAAUCCCCAGCACUGUGUUUUUGAUACUCAUCACAAAUGUUCACUGAAAGCCUUCACAGUCAAUAAAGAUAUCACAAGGGAUCCUAUUUACAUUGAAUGGGAUGGAUGGAGUGACGUUCUUUCCGGAAUAGAAAAAUACAUCAUCGAGAUAUAUCUUUUAAAGCCAAAUCAGAAUGUAAAUCCAAUUUUAUCUGAACCAGAUCCAUGGAGUCCAAUGAACACAUUAAUAUUCAACAGUACAGCGAGAGGAUACAAUUUUGUUUUUCUAAUACCUGGAAUGUAUUCCUUGAUACUGAACGUCGUCGAUAAAGCUAAUAACUCUGAAUAUGCACGGAAGCUGGUUUUGUACGACAACACUUCAUCCAUCUCUAUAGAUAAUUCAUCUCCGAUGAUUUCAACAAGUGCUGUUAAAGAGACGAAUUACCAGUGGCAGAAUAACUUGACCAAUGAUAUAUCAAUUUCUUGGGAAGGACAUUUUAGAAACAAAUUCCAUGAAAACAAUAAACUUCUAAAUCAGGUUACAGAUUUCAAACAUUUUGAUCAUGAUAAAGGGAUUCAAAAAAUUGUUCAUGAUGUAUUAGAUGACAACGACGGAGAAAGAACACUAAACGCUAUACCAAAUGUUCAUGGAAUCGUUAAAUUUGAAUAUGCGUAUGGGAAUGCAAAUCAAGGAAACCAAACGCCAACAAAUUGGCAGAUUAUAAUCGAUUUAAACCAGACAGUGUCUUUCUUUGUUCAAAGACAGAAUGGAGAUACCCUAAACGUAUGGAUCAGAGCUACUGAUUCCGUGGGUAAUUCAGACAGUGAUAUCAUGCAUGUUUACUUCGACGAAACACCUCCAACAGCCUUGACAAAACGCACUGUCGAAUUCAAACCCAAUUUGAAUAAUUCUGUGUUUUCCUUUUCAAGUCGGUAA